Messenger RNA from Odobenus rosmarus divergens (Pacific walrus), 646 nucleotides. RefSeq names its product chromosome unknown open reading frame, human C1orf95 (gene STUM). The record is from RefSeq and is a predicted model, not a curated record. NCBI's taxonomy places the organism in Eukaryota, Metazoa, Chordata, Mammalia, Carnivora, Odobenidae. The transcript is spliced from 4 exons. The coding region runs from base 1 to 420 and encodes 139 amino acids.
AUGGAGCCUUCGCACAAAGACGCCGAGACGGCGGCGGCGGCGGCGGCGGCGGCGGACCCCCGCGCCGCGUCCUCGUCCAGCGGGGUGGUGGUGCAGGUCCGCGAGAAGAAGGGCCCCCUGCGCGCCGCCAUCCCCUACAUGCCCUUCCCGGUGGCCGUCAUCUGCCUCUUCCUCAACACCUUCGUGCCGGGAUUGGGGACGUUUGUCUCGGCCUUUGCCGUGCUGUGCGGAGCCCGCACCGACCUCCCGGACAGGCACGUAUGCUGCGUCUUCUGGCUCAACAUCGCAGCGGCCCUCAUCCAGACCCUCACAGCUAUCGUCAUGGUGGGCUGGAUCAUGAGCAUCUUCUGGGGCAUGGACAUGGUCAUCCUGGCCAUUUCCCAAGGCUACAAGGAGCAGGGCAUCCCACAGCAGCUGUGAGGCCGAAGGAGCCGCUGAGAAUUCCAGGGCGGUCCCAUGGGGGCCGUACCAGGCCGCGGGCGGCACCGGGACCUUUACACAUGCUCUUCUGCCGUGUCCUGGGGUCGGAGUGGAAGAGGGGUAUUUAAAAAACAGUAUUUAUUUUGAAAACGCAUCUGCUUUUCUUGGCAGGCUGCAAGACUGCCAACCCCCCGCCCCCCUACGCUCCAGAAAGACAGGCUCCCAG